This is a messenger RNA of Oncorhynchus tshawytscha (Chinook salmon), 1151 nucleotides long. RefSeq names its product protein Wnt-5b. The transcript is spliced from 4 exons. Gene Ontology annotation, cellular component: extracellular region. Lineage: Eukaryota; Metazoa; Chordata; Actinopteri; Salmoniformes; Salmonidae. Gene Ontology annotation, molecular function: cytokine activity; frizzled binding. Bases 1 to 1113 code for a protein of 370 amino acids. Gene Ontology annotation, biological process: cell fate commitment; canonical Wnt signaling pathway; multicellular organism development. The record is from RefSeq and is a predicted model, not a curated record.
AUGGAGACCAGGACCAGCCGGAGACCGCGCAGCAGCGCCCAGCAACACUUACUGCUGGCGGUCGCUCUCAUAGCAUGCAGCUCGCAACUACUGGUGGACGCGAACUCCUGGUUGUCGUUAGCGAUGAACCCUAUCCAGAGACCGGAGAUGUACAUCAUCGGGGCCCAGCCUCUGUGCAGCCAGCUGACGGGACUCUCCCAGGGGCAGAGGAAGCUGUGCCAGCUCUACCAGGACCAUAUGGUCUACAUUGGCGAGGGAGCCAAGACGGGCAUCAAUGAAUGUCAAUACCAGUUCAGACAGCGGCGGUGGAACUGUAGCACCGUGGAUAAUGCAUCCGUGUUCGGACGCGUCAUGCAGAUAGGCAGUAGGGAGACAGCCUUCACCUAUGCCAUCAGUGCAGCAGGCGUGGUGAACGCGGUGAGCAGGGCGUGUCGGGAAGGAGAACUCUCCACCUGCGGAUGCAGCCGCGCCGCUCGACCCCGUGACCUACCGCGUGAUUGGCUGUGGGGUGGCUGUGGCGACAACGUCAACUAUGGCUACCGUUUCGCCCGGGAGUUUGUGGACGCGCGGGAGAGAGAAAAGAACUACCCUCGAGGCUCCAUAGAACACACUAGAACAUUGAUGAACCUACAGAACAACGAAGCAGGGAGACAGUCGGUGUAUAACCUGGCCAACGUGGCGUGUAAGUGUCAUGGCGUGUCCGGCUCCUGUAGCCUGAAGACGUGCUGGCUCCAGCUGGCAGACUUCCGCCGCGUCGGAGAGUUCCUGAAGGAGAAGUACGACAGCGCCGCCGCCAUGCGCAUCGGACGCAAAGGGAAACUGGAGCAGGUAGAUAAACGCUUCAACGUCCCGACCCCCGAGGAUCUGGUCUACACCGACCAGAGCCCAGACUACUGUCUGAAGAACGACACCACCGGCUCCAUGGGAACCCUGGGGAGACUCUGUAACAAGACGUCGGAGGGGAUGGAUGGCUGUGAACUCAUGUGUUGUGGGAGAGGAUACGACCAGUUCAAGACCUAUAAGCAUGAGAGAUGUCACUGCAAGUUCCACUGGUGUUGUUAUGUCAAGUGUAAGAGGUGCACUUCACUGGUGGAUCAGUUUGUCUGCAAGUAGCGAAGGAAGGGAGGGGGUCUGGACGAUGGGGAAGGGAG